This is a messenger RNA of Saccharomycopsis crataegensis, 861 nucleotides long. RefSeq lists its product as uncharacterized. The transcript has a single exon. Lineage: Eukaryota; Fungi; Ascomycota; Saccharomycetes; Ascoideales; Saccharomycopsidaceae. The record is from RefSeq and is a predicted model, not a curated record. The coding region runs from base 1 to 861 and encodes 286 amino acids.
AUGAGCGUUGAAGGCACGUUGGCGUCGGGGGUGAAAGGCUUGCUGAUCAACCCAGAGGAUUUAUCCCCUACUGCUAGCAACAACAACAGCAACAACAACGACAACAACAAAAACAACAAUAGUGUUUCUCUCCUUCCUCCUUCGCUGAAACAAUUGAUCAAGAAACCAUCGAUGUCCACAAUGCUCUUCUCCAAUGGCCACCAUAACUCAACUUCCAAUGAUAAUGAUGACGACGAUGCCAGCAGCAUUUUCACCGCCAGAUCAUCCAGAAGAAGGUUCUCUCUCCAUAUGAAAUCAUUCUCCUCCUCGGGAAUCUCGUCAACAUCAUCGGGAAGAAGAAAUAGUGAAAACAAUCUUGGACUGCGAUCACCAUUUGAAAAAUCUCAUUUCUUCUUCUCUGGAGGAUCGGGCAGUAGUAGUAAUAGUAGUCUGCGAGGUGGUGGACCCGGCCCUGGGGUGACUGGACUGUCGUCUAGUACUUCCAGAAGAUCAUCUGCUUCAACCGAACAUUCGUCAAAAAGGUUCAUGGGGUUUAAAAAUUUCCGAUCAUUUGGAUCGAACAAUCAUCAUAAUCAUCAUAGUAACAACAGGCAGGAGAAAACCGGGGUGCAUAAUACUAGUAACCAGACCUCAAAGGAAUUUCACCACGAACCUGAUUCGCAGGAGGUAAAUGUCAAGAGAUUCUCGGUUAUUGCCUAUGAGGGCCAUAGUACUCGUCGAGCAUCUAGUGAAAAGGAGAACGAAGAUCAUAACAAAAUGGAGGAAGAAGAGGAGGAGGAUGACGAUGAUGGUUGGGAUUUUCGAUUCUCAGAAGAUAAUAAGCAACCUGAUGGUCUGAGAAUUAAGUUCAUUAGGAUUUGA